AAAAUGCAAGAGCAGAAGAGUUGAGAAAAGAAGAACAAAAGUUAAUAGGAUUCAAACCACUAGAGAGUCUAGAAAUAGAAUUGGCCAAAAGGCAAAAGCUAAGAGAAAAUGUUAUUCAAGAGAUUGUAGAAGUUUUAAAAAGGAAUAUAACAAGAAGCAAAAACAAAUAUACAAUAUAUACAGAUGGUGCAGCAAAUGGGUAG
This is a messenger RNA of Racocetra persica, 203 nucleotides long. The record is from the annotation of a GenBank genome assembly. Lineage: Eukaryota; Fungi; Glomeromycota; Glomeromycetes; Diversisporales; Gigasporaceae.